UCAUACUAUUUCCGGGCGUGAGUGCGUGACUGCAUAGUAAAUCAUUUUUUUUCCAUUUGCCUUCCAUUAUCAUCAUUAUCCAUUGCUAUGAUUGUGUGGAAUGAUCGUGCGAUUCACAUGUCAUUGGAUGAUACGAAAGAAAUAAUAGUCACCCCUUGAAAAUUCAUCGAAACAUCAAACAGUCCAAUAAUGCUUUUCAUUUCGGCUUUCCCGCCAUUUUAAAAUGAUCCUGAGAUGCUCGAUUUUCCCGCCAAUAUCGAGCAGUCUAUGCACACGUAUCGGAAUGUUUUUUUGAGUUUAGAAAGAUUUUGAAAAUAAUUGAACAUGUGAGGAGAUCUCAAUCAUUUUACCGUGCAAUAAGUGGACGAUAUUCUAGUCACAGUUAAGUGUUAAAGUAGAUGAUUACCGAAUAAUCGACUGAUGUUAUUUAUUAAUCAAGGACCCGUAAUCUAAUUGUCACGUGGCAAAUGGAGAGGUAAUAGGCUGAUUGUUAACUAAACGUCAAGUAUCCCUGAAGCAGUGAUUUGUUUUUCGGCUGUUGGAAACACUCGGAAUUCUUUCGUAUUUGAGUCAUCGAGAUUCCGCGAGUGUAAACAAAACAUUGAAUAGUGGUAACAUUGUUGGUGGUAUUUCAAGUGUUUACAUUGAGAACUCGGAGGUAUAAAUCGACUCACUACAUCGAAAUAAACCAAAUCGAACAAAAAUGUGAGACGUCCUGAGACAUCGAAACCAUUAAAAUCAUCAUCAAAAUCAUUGAAAUCAUUGAAAUCAUUGAAAUCCUUGAAGUGAAAUAAAGAGUGAAGUGACGAUUUUAUUAAAAUCACUGAAAAAAAAAGAAAAACUCUCAAGUGCUGGUUCGCGAUUUGAUCCCAUGAUGAUUUUCGAUGAUCGAGUGAGUGAAUAGUGAGUUUUUCAGUUGAAGUUUGUGUGAAAUUUUUGGUAGAUCGGAAAAUUAAACUUUGCGAUAAGGAUAGGGGGUGGGGGAGGGAAAGGGAUAACAGUGAGGUUUUGAGGAGAUGUAUCCCUGGUACAGGGAGAGCGUCGCGGCGGCAGCGGCUGCAGGACUCGGUGGCCCCGUUGGUGUCGUUGGCACUGGAUUCUGUUCUGGAGCACCUGGACAAGGAGCAACUACUAUUAAAACUGAGAGCGGCUACUCCGACUGCAUGUUGGCGCUAGAUUACGUCCAGAGCAAGUAUCCGUCGAAUUUGUAUUUUCAGAAGGCAUCUUUUGCCUGGUCAGAGGGUGGAGAGGAGGCUGGAGCCGGUGGAAAUGGUACCGGUGGGACUGGAGCGGCGGUCACCGGUUCAUCCACCCCAGCGAGCGGUGGCGGUGGAUUGGCACACUGGGUCAGUGUCAUGGCUGAACACAUACACAAUCCCCACUCAGCUGGAAAUGUCGGUGGGGUUCAUCAUCAACAGCAGUCACCACCUCAACCCCCCUAUCCCUGGAAUAACGGCCUCUCCAGUGAUCAGUGCAAUCCACAUGAAAAGGAUGCAGAUUACUGGGGCGCAGGACGAGGCACCAAACAGGGAUACGAACAUUUCCUGUUGCAGGCUAAGAUGAAUGCCGAUCACGGACAAAUCCAGAAAGGUGACGAACAAUAUCGCGGCACAGGGGGUGGUAGUAGCAGCGGUAGUCCACCAGCUAGUCUACUAGUUGUACCCCAGCCAUUAACAGUGAAACCUUCACAUCCGUCGCACCUAAAUCCCCAUCUGGGGGGCCCACACUCACAUCCACCGAGAAAAUAUCAAUGCAAGAUGUGCCCACAAAUAUUCGGGAGUAAAGCGGAUCUCCAAUUACACACUCAAAUACACAUGAGGGAGGCAAAACCCUACAAGUGUACGCAAUGCUCAAAAGCAUUUGCAAAUUCAUCGUAUCUAUCACAACACACACGUAUACAUCUUGGUAUAAAACCAUACCGCUGUGAAAUAUGUCAACGUAAAUUUACCCAGUUAAGUCAUCUACAGCAGCACAUACGUACACACACUGGUGAUAAACCAUACAAAUGCCGUCAUCCUGGCUGUACUAAGGCAUUCAGUCAACUGAGUAACCUGCAGAGUCACUCACGCUGCCAUCAGACUGAUAAACCAUACAAGUGCAAUUCGUGUUACAAGUGUUUCUCAGAUGAGCCAAGUUUACUUGAACACAUACCAAAGCACAAAGAGUCGAAACAUUUGAAAACCCACAUAUGCCAGUACUGUGGCAAAAGUUACACCCAGGAAACAUAUCUGGCCAAGCACAUGCAGAAACAUGCUGAGAGAACGGACAAGAGACCACCGAUUAUUGGCACUGGUUUGAGGCCAUCGAUUCACGCUAUGUCAGCCCAUCAUCAGGAUCCACAUCAUUAUUGGCCGAAAGUCAGUCCAGAUUCGGUUAUUAGUGAAUUACAUGAUAGAUUACCACAUCAUCAUGCUGCUGCAGCGGCUGCUGCUGAUUAUCAUCAGAAUCAGAACAAUGAUAUGUUGUUACCAUCGCAUGGGGGUCACAGGGGUGAAGCCAAUAUCGAGAAUGACUCGAGGCAACAGACACCACAACCACCUGGUAAUCAUCAUCCAAACAGUAGUUCAGCUUUUACUCCAAUUUCAUCGAUAUCGAUAAAUUCCAUAUCAUCGAUGCAGCAUCCGUUGAAUCCACUUAAUCAUCUACAUUAUCCUGGUAGUCAUCAUCCAGCGUCGAGACCCUAUCUUUAUGAAGCUUUCAACUCGCAAAAGUCAUCACCAACUUCUAGCUCCGGUGUUACCUCUGGGACAACGACCAAUCAAAAUACAGCAUCAUUUCCUAAUCAAUUGAUCAGCUUACAUCAGAUCAGAAAUUACGCUCAUCAACCUAAUCUUGGGAAUCUUGGUAAUCUUGGAAAUUUGAGUAAUCUCAGUAAUCUUGGUAAUUUGAGCGCUUCUAUGGAGGGGCAUACGUUGUUAGGUGGACUCAAAGAUAAGCAGUGAAUAGGGAGAUGAAAGGGAGAAAAAUAAUUAACAAGUUUGAUCAAUUAUUUUAUUUUUUCUCCAACCCUUUGUACUCUUUAUUUUUCUGCUAUGGUUAAUUUAAUUUCUCAUUAGGGAGGCGAAAGAGGCGAAAGAGGGAGAAAUGUGAAGGAAGAAUCUGGCUCUGAAACUUGUUUGAAAAUUGAGGUGAAAAAAAAAGUUGAAAUAUUUUUUUUUAUGAAGAAAAAAUGUUUGAUAUGCCUCGAAGGCCUUUUUCUUACUCACCGCUUGAACUUUUCAGGGAAAAGUCAAGUGCAGGGGUAGGGGGGAGAAAAAGUUUUUUUUUUUUUCAGUUAAUUUUCUUGUCUUUUGUUUGAUCAACAAAUUAAAAUCGAGUUACUGAGCCCGAUUGGUCUCCUUGGAUGGAUAAUAUAAUUAAAUGAAAUAACUGAUGUACUUAUUCGCGAUUUCUGCAGAGUCGGGGCCGUUUUUAUUUUUCAUUUAUCUGUAGGGAAAAUUUUUCUGUUAUGUUUAAGGAGUUUUCAAUCUGUGAUUAAGUGGAAUAAUGAGGGGGAAAAAUUUUUCAGUUUUUUUUCUAAUUUACAGAAAAUUUUAUUUUGGGCUUUUGUUUAUUUCACUCAAUUGCAGAGAAAGAUGGGAAAAAUUGAAUGAAAAAUACACAAAUUUAAGCACACACCACGAGGGCACAAAUCGCGAGAAUGUUUUGUUAGAUGCGAAAGAGAGAGAGAGAGAGAGAUAGAGAGAAUGACAGAGUAAAUAUUUGGGGAGAGAAAGAAUAGAGUAGGUUAUGAUGGUGCCACGAAAAAGGGACAAAUUGGGAAUGAAAAGAA
Messenger RNA from Fopius arisanus, 3772 nucleotides. RefSeq names its product zinc finger protein rotund. Gene Ontology annotation, cellular component: transcription regulator complex; chromatin; PcG protein complex. Gene Ontology annotation, biological process: regulation of transcription by RNA polymerase II. NCBI's taxonomy places the organism in Eukaryota, Metazoa, Arthropoda, Insecta, Hymenoptera, Braconidae. The transcript has 6 exons. The record is from RefSeq and is a predicted model, not a curated record. Gene Ontology annotation, molecular function: RNA polymerase II cis-regulatory region sequence-specific DNA binding; DNA-binding transcription factor activity, RNA polymerase II-specific. Bases 1017 to 2942 code for a protein of 641 amino acids.